AUGCAAUGCCAACCAGGCUACCGCUAUCCAGUUGACAUCUCCAGUCUCGACCACGGCGUCCUCCAAGGCCCGGAUCUUCAACUACCACGUCGUCCCCCACUUCAACAUCGCCGCCGUCGGUGCGGCCCUCGAACUCGGCACCGUAGUCUGGGACUGAGAUGUGUCGGUGGCGUUGCCAGCGUGGGCGGCGAGUCGAGCAAUGAGGAGACCUUCUCCUGCGACAGCAUCCUGACCACGUACUUCGACCCGACCGAUGACUGGGUGUCCAAGUGUUUGGCCUCCAUGCCCGUCCACGACUACACCGUGGGCUCGGCCUGCACGAAGGAGGUCUACAUCAUUACGGGGCUAAAGGUGGCAACGAACCUACACUUUGGCAGCGAGGCAGUGCGGAAGGCCGACGCUGAUACCAGAGUUGGAGUCAACAUGCCAUAG
Metarhizium acridum CQMa 102 is the source of this 432-nucleotide messenger RNA. NCBI's taxonomy places the organism in Eukaryota, Fungi, Ascomycota, Sordariomycetes, Hypocreales, Clavicipitaceae. The record is from RefSeq and is a predicted model, not a curated record.